GCCCCGUCUCCCGGCAACCGUUGCCCGGAGCGUCCGCGCGCCGCUGGUCAUCCGGCGGGUUAGGCGCUGGUUACCGGUCACAGAGCCGGCGGGGGGCUGGUUAGUAAGAGUUAGGCACAGACCGGCCACUAGUUAGUGAGACCGUCAGUGGCUGGAGUUGGUCACUGACUGGGCACUGGCUAGUCGGAGCGCGAACUGGUUAGGUUGGAGGUUGGGCACAACCUAAUUUGAACUUUGGUAACCAGGUAGUUAAUGAUCAGGCACUGAUUAGUGAGAGUUGUAACUCUUGAUAACUUUGGCAACUAGCUAGUUAAAGAUCAGAUAGUGUUUAGUGCGUCAGAGACUGACUAGUUGUUGAUAGCUUUGUCAACCAAAGUUAAAGAUCAGAUACUGGUUAAUGAGAGUUAGUCAACGAUUUAGGACAAGUUGAUGAUAGCUUUGGCAACCAGCUAGUUAAAGAUCGGGCACUACUAGUAAGCAGCCUGGCACCAAUUUGACACCAACUCUGGGGAGCGCAAGCAAUAGUUGGCCAGUUAAAUACUGAGACUCAGAUAGUUUAAAUAUUGGUCAUCCUGCUAAUUAUUUAUAUUGGAGUAACAAACUGGGUUAAGUAUUCAAAUUUAUAAUUAUUUCAUCAAUCAGUAGCUAUUGCAAUAUUAGGUGCAGGUUAAUACAAUGUUGAUACAAUGCCGAACAGAGUAAACUUUAUUUAACAAUCAGGAAAUAUCAGGGAUUUGUUGCUUAUUAAAUGAAAUCUAUUGAAAGAUUACAGUUUUUAGUCAAAGAUUUUUAACCAAUCAAAGGAAAUAUAUUAAGGAUUUAGAUUUGGUUAGUAAACAUUUAUUUGGAAAACAAGUGGGACAUUGGUUACUAACACUGAUAUAUUGAUAUAUAAAAUUGUGGUAAUUUAGAUUACAGACUACAUCGUGAGAGAUUAGAAAUAUAACAUUAAAUAGAGAGUUUUAAGGAAAAAUUAAUAGCUUGCUGAAGACUCUUUGUCAAGAGAUGUGGUUGGUUAGAGGGUAAGAUAAGAGAUGAGCAGUUUGAUUAGUGAUAAAUUAUUGAGAAUCUGAUACUGUUUAAUGUUAACUGGGAAAUUAGUUAACACUAUUGGAUAGUUUUGAGAGGCUGGGAUCAUCUAAUGCGUUUUUAAAUUAGUUAAUAACCGAUUAAAGACUAAGUGCCGUGCCACUACACGUUUGUGAGAAGCUGCUGGAAAGGACAUGAUGAUGUGAGGAGACCGUGCCGUAAUCAUCAUCCUGACUGCUGCGUAGGACUGCAAAGCCAUGGAACCCCCGGAAAUGCUGAGCCAGGCGGCUGCCGAACGGGCCAACCAGCCGGCCCAUCACAUGACUGAAGCAAACACAGGGGAGGACCAGGCGGUACACGCCAAAGCCCAGCACUUGUGGUCCACUCUGGGCUCAGCUAUUCACUUGUCCAUAGAUAAGAUCAGACGGACGGACUGGAAGCCACUGGAGCUGGAGCACGGUCUACAGCUUGUGCAGCGGGUGCGAUUCAAGAGGGACAUCCAGCACAUCAUGUUCAACGUGGUCAGCAAGGAGUUUGUCUGCAUGGUGUCCAAAACGAAGGUGCACAUCUACCAAAGUGAUGGGCGCAAGACCCUGGAGCUGAGCCUGCGCGAGCCGCUGGAGGGGCUGGUCUACGCCAAGCACAUCGACCGCUAUGUGGGCUGGAACCGUUGCCCUCAGCUGAAGGUGCUCAGCUCCGACUUCCAGACCCUCUCCGUCAACCAGGCCGGCCACAGCGUCACCUGCUGCUGCUACAACCAGGACCUGAACCAGAUCGUCACCGCUGGUGCCGGCAACGUCUGCUGCUGGCACUUCUUCUUCGGCUGCCGGGACCUUUUAUGCGGCACCGUUGUCACCGACGGGCUGACCCAGGAGGACGUUUUCACCCACCUGGUGCUGGAGAGGUGCCCUGCCUCCAUGCCGGCAGCCACCAUCGACCAGCGCUGCUAUGCCGUGUGUCGCACCGGGGUCGCUGCCUUCAACCUGACCAAGGGAACUCUCCUCUCCUACGAGAAACACCUGCACGGCAGGAAAAUCACUGGAAUCGUCAUCGUGGCGACGCUGAGAUGUGUGGCCACUUCUUCCCGGGAUGGGAAUAUAAAAGUAUGGGAUCAAAACUGGAACCUUCAGAUGAUGUUUGUCGGGCACCUAGGCCCUGUCACGGCUCUUGCAGCUUACCCAGACGGCCCCUGCCUCCUCUCAGCCUCCAAGGACGGGAGCCUGCGACUGUGGAGCCUGGAGAUGGUAGAUCAGGUGGGAGAGAUCCAGGUGGGCGCGACCAUCACCUGCCUGGGCACGGUGCCGGGGGAGGACAAUGUCUUCACCUACGCAAAACAGCAGCUGGACCUCUGGAGCAUCGAGCGUCUGUACCGCCGGCACAUGUCCAUCGGCCACGCCGUGAGGUCCAUCAACGUCGACCACAUCUCCCUGGCCAGCCUCUUCCCGCUGCGGGCAGCCUGCUCCUGUGAUGACGGCACGGCACGGCUCAUCUCCCCGGAGACCGGAGACGUCCACUCCACCUUGCUGCUGGAGCAGGGCCAGCUGGUGGUAGGCCUGGACUACUGCUUACCCCGAGAGGCCCUGCUGGUGCUGACAGACCAAGGGGAUCUCCUGAAGGCCAACUCCCUCACCAACCCCAUGGAGGUGCUGAUGAAGGUGCCGCACAGCAACCAGGUGACGCCAAUCUGCUGCUUCUGCAUCUACGCACAGAUGGCGAAGGUGAGCAUUGCACACUCCCGCUGGCUGCAGGUGGUGGCUGGAGGAAGUGAAGAGAAGAUCAAGCACUUUGGCAUGAAAGACAGAGACUGGUACUUGAUCGUGGCUGGCCAUGCCAGCGGGCUGCUGUCCGUGCUGGACUGGAGAUCGGGGAACACUCAGUACAAGGUACAAGCUCACGAGUCUGGAAAGGUAUUGACCCUGGUGCCGGAUCCCGAGAACCAACGCCUCUUUUCAUCAGGUAUGGACAAUGCGGUGAAGCUGUGGCGGGUGUUUCCGUACGCCCAGGACUCCCUCGCGCUUCUGAUGAGCUUCUUCGGUGCCCACCCUCCCACCCACCUGUGCCUGCUGAAGGGCGCCUUCAUCGCGGCCCUGCAGAGCGCCGCCAGUGCGGUCCACUCCAUCGUACUGUACGACCUGAAAAAGAAGAUACGCAAAGACCAUCAUCCCGACCAUGACCACCAUGAUGAGAUCACCGACCUGUGCUCAUUGCCGGAGCUGAAGAUAUUCGCAUCCACCAGCAGAAGAGGGACACUGAAAAUCUGGGACCACAAAAACCAGCUGCUAAGAAUCGUGCACUUGAUGGCCUUUGCCGACAGCAUCUCGUUCUGCAACAACAAGGGAGACAUGCUGCUGGGCAUCGAAAAGAACCUGCACUACAUGAGCAGCGAUGAGUUCCUCAUUCAGUCCUACAGGCUACGGGUGGCGUGUCGGGAUCACAGUGACCCAGUGUCGGAUAAUCCCGUUCCACUAUCCAAGAGUGCCGUGAAUUCCCUGUCACCGUCAGAUCGCUGGCGUUUGACCCAAGUCCGCUCAUUCAAGCACAGCGGAGAACACCCGCAGAUCAUCCCCGAAAAGCCAGACGAGGAAAUCAUGAAGAAACAGGAGCACUUGAAGGAGGCCUACGCCGUGCUGGCAGCAAGGGAGGCGGAGAUCCUCCUGAUCCAACGUGGAGAGCUGAAGAGCAAGAAGAAGCGGCAGCACACCAAGGAGGUCCUGCAGGAGGGCUUCCGGGGAUACAUGCGCCUCCUGUACGGAGAUGGCCCACACAUCAAGCAGAUUCGCGAUCAGGAGGCGGAUGGCUUUGCGGACGUGCUGAUGAAGCCCCCAGCUCGUAGUGAGCCACCGCACGUUUGCACCAACAUCAGGAAGGGCUUCUUUCCUCACUUGACGAUACCCCAUCCCUGGAGCGAGGUUACGGAGAGCGAGAGAGAGGCCCGGGGACUGCCCUACUGGUCCGAUAUGCCCGAGGUUCCCAUCGCCCUGGACGGAUUCAUCCCCAACUCAGUCUUCCUGCGGCUGCUGUGGCCCAUGGAGCCCUGGCAUUCCCUAGACGAUUUGGACUCCGAGGAGCAGCUGGCAGCGCAGGAGGAGCCCAAAGCCGAGGUCAAGCUGCCCGCCAAGAUCCACAUCCCAAAGGAGCUGCAGCUCUCGGAUACUGAGCACACCAACAGCUUCCUGGACAGACUAGAGGCGUUGGACAAUGAGUCGCUGGACAAGAUGGAAAUCAAGAGUGAAAGUGAUCUGCUGUCUGUUCGGAAAAUGUCCAAAACGAUAUCCAGGCCGAGCAUAGCGUCCAGGCGCAGCCUGAUGUCCAGGGACAGCCUCGUGUCCAGGACCACCACCGAUUCCAUCGGCAGCCCACAACCGCAGACCCCCCCCGUGCAACAGAUGCCUGAGUUACCACCCGCUUCCACUUUACCAGCCGUGGUGGAGCAGUACAAGGACGAGGACUGGUUCAAGAAGAUCUUCCCCGACUUCCCCGAUAACAACGUCUUCCCUCUGGACAUGACGGAGGAGGAAUUUAUCGAGAUGCUGCUGGAGAUGCUGAAAACGGCCGAUUUUGAUCUGAAACAGGAGAUCAUGAAGGCUCUGAGUGUCCUGCUGCCAAACAAGCCCUCGCACAUCACCGAGUCCGCAGAAGAGAUCAUCAUAACCAUCUUAAGAAGGGUCAGGGACCGGAGAAAGACCGCAGAUUAUGAGGAGUUUAUCCGGGCUGCCCUGUUCGUAAUGAAUGAGACGAACCCACACUCCAUGGAAUUGAUGGUGGAGCUAAUGGUCACAUACUUCCAGGGCGACAUCGACCUCAGGAACACCGUCAAAGGCGUUCUGGACGGGUUGGGCCUCCAUGAUCCACACGACCUCUUUGAGGAGGAGCUGAACAACUGGGGCUCCAAGGAUGGUGGGAAGACCAUGACCCAACAGAGGUUCCGGAUCAUGAGCCGGGCCUGGCUCAGAGAGUGGAUGCAUAAGUUCAAGGAUCACGUGCAUGGAGCGAGGAAGUCCCUGCGGGAAGGCGGCAUCCUGAGAGCCACCGCCCCCCACACCGACAGCAGUGUCCACGAAGAUCAUCACAGGGACAGCACCUUCAGCAGGAUGAGUUCGAGCAUAUCCCUGGCACAGCGGAGGUGGGGUUCGGCUAUGUCCCUGGUGGAGAGGAGUCGGAGUUCGGGCAUUUCCCUGGCGGAGAGGAGUCGGAGUUCGGGCAUAUCCCUGGCAGAACAGAGGCAGAGUUCCCAUGAGAUCGUGCGGCCGAUCGAAGCGGUCAACUACUUCUGUGAAGUGCGGCUGGCGCAGAAGCUGCAGGCGUUGAGGGCACAAGCGGAGCCCGAGGACACUCGCAGUGUCAGGAACACAGUGCUCCUCCCGCCCAAGGUGGCCAGGGAACAGGCCAUCCUGCGACUGGGAGAAACCAGGAGCUACAUGAAGAAGGAGAGGAGCCGCCUGCCUCCCCUCUCCUUCAACAUGGGCCGGGUGAUCCGGCUGCCCGUCUCCAAGGUGGCGCUGAACCCCUUCCCCUCGCUCCUGGACCGGUUCCCGGUGGAGACGGUGCUGCUUACCCUGCGCCAGUCCGUGCAGCGGUACUUCAUCCUGGAGCGUUCCGUCGUGGCCAACUACUCGUGACGCCCUGUACCUACAUUAAACAUUCCCACUCUCA
This is a messenger RNA of Amblyraja radiata (thorny skate), 5682 nucleotides long. RefSeq names its product WD repeat-containing protein 97. The record is from RefSeq and is a predicted model, not a curated record. Gene Ontology annotation, molecular function: protein binding. The coding region runs from base 1287 to 5648 and encodes 1453 amino acids. The transcript has 25 exons. Lineage: Eukaryota; Metazoa; Chordata; Chondrichthyes; Rajiformes; Rajidae.